Colletotrichum acutatum is the source of this 1520-nucleotide messenger RNA. RefSeq names its product Maf1 regulator-domain-containing protein. Bases 412 to 1434 code for a protein of 340 amino acids. Gene Ontology annotation, biological process: negative regulation of transcription by RNA polymerase III. Gene Ontology annotation, cellular component: nucleus. Gene Ontology annotation, molecular function: RNA polymerase III core binding. The transcript has 2 exons. The record is from RefSeq and is a predicted model, not a curated record. NCBI's taxonomy places the organism in Eukaryota, Fungi, Ascomycota, Sordariomycetes, Glomerellales, Glomerellaceae.
AAAGCAGGCAGGCUCCGGCUUCCAUCGAUACACACAGACAACAGUCUUCACACCGAUUCAUCAUCAUUCACUGCGACGCAUCGCAUGCGAUUUAUCGCGUCGACUCCCCUUUUACUUGGCCAUACCCUCGAUUCCGAGUCACCGCUAUUCCGAUACCCGCAGACACCCCUAUUCCGGUCCGGCGCGACUUCCAACUCCUGUGACAUCAUUUAGUCACGUCAACCUCCGGAAUCCAACGGCUCCAUCACAACAACCUGAUUACGGCGCGAUACCGGCGAUAAGCUCCCUGCAUCGCCAAUAUAACAGUUGAAGCGCUCGCGAUCUACACGACUAUUGCGCGCCAAUCCGGAACAUAUCCUAACCAGCCUACAUUCCACCUUGGUCUCCCAGGCCGAACCUCAAUCAUCCAAGAUGAAGUAUCUCCCACUGCAAGAUUUCGACGCCGUCACUGGCGCUCUUAACUUCAACACACCAGAUUGCAACGUGACUGGCGGAUGCGACCUCUACACGACCAAAUCCACAGGUUCCGAUAAGAAGCUUUACAAGAACAUCGACAAAGACCUUAGUUCACAACAUGCCGCGCUCCUCAAAUUGGGCGCAAGCCUGUCACCGCCAGACCGCGAAGCCAUGCUGGCAACAUCUCCCAACAUGCAAAUGUUCUCACACUCGAGCGCGUUCGGCCCCUUAUCAGAGCUCGCGAGUCGCCGGACAUUUGCUUAUCUGAUUGCGACACUGAACGCGAGUCAUCAACACUACGAUUUCUCGCACGUUUUGAGGCCAGGCGACUUCAAGAAAGAAAGAAACCUGCGAAGAGUGAUGGGAAACCUCGAUUCAAUCCUGCAGAAUGUCAGACCGCAUGUUGAGGCACGACCAGUCGAGCAGGCCACGUCUUCGGAGACCAAGCCAGUGUGGGGCCCACAAUGCUGGUCCAAAAUUGAUAAGGAGAUGCGCCUUAACGAAUGCACCGUCUUCAGCUACAAUCCGGAGGUCGACCCUUUCGAGGAAGAUGAGUCUGCAAUUUGGGCUGCUCACUACUUCUUUUUCAACCGCGCGUUGAAACGAGUCGCCUACCUCUACGUUCGUGUUGUCCCGGUCGUAUCGUCACAAUCACCGCGUCUGCAACCGGCGCUUCCGGGUUCCGUCAAGCGGACGCGGAGUACCCAGUUCGAUGCACUGGCCGGCAACAAGCGCGCCAAAUACUGGCUAGGAGACCGCGACGCUGAAGUUGUGGCACCGUCCGAAGAUGACGAAGAACAAAGCGACGGCUUCCUCUGGAAUCGGGGUGCCGAUGGCGAUUUGGUCCCGUUUUCUGAUGACGACUACACCGAGGAGCGUUUCUACUACGACGAAGAGGACGACGACGAGAGCCUGUCUGACCGGAAGAGCCCGGUACGGCGGAUGAGUGAGGAUGUCGUGGCCCACAUGGAGAUCUAAAGAGGGCCACUCCACACUGGCGCAUGACCUCUUCUCGCUACCCCGUUUCAUCGCUGUGAGAGCUGAUGGGUCUCUCGUUUCUCUGA